UUAAAAGUACAGUUGUGUGCCAAAAAAAUCAUAAAAUUUUCUCUAAAACAAAAACAAAUAGUUUUUAUAUUAAUAAAAUUUUAACAGCAGUUUGUAAUCAAUAAUAAGAUUGUGAUACUAUACGGCCAAAUUAUUUCAAACAUACAUAAUGCAAAAUGUUUGAGAUUUUAUUGGACGAAUUAAGAGUUUUGCUAGAUUUUAUUAUAAAGAAAUCUAUAUUAAUUAAAUAUUCAGGUAUUAUUUUACCUGAAAACAAUUGUUGACACGUCCAGUUGGACUUUUAAAAACUUCUAAAACACUGUUAAAGUGGAUUUUUUAUUAUUAUCAUUAUUAAUAUUUUGCAGCGUGAAGCAUGUUUAGUUUUCCAUAUGAAUAAUAAUCACAGGGGAUUUUCUGCUCCUCCCAUCUUCUUACAGGAAACUCUUCCCACCAUCUGACUUCACUUUCAGCAGCUGCUGUGAAUCCUGCAGCUCAGCAUGUCUGGGGUCAGUCCUCGCCUCAGGUGCCUCUUCUUCAGCUUCAACGUCGUCUUUGUGGUCGGGGGCGGACUCCUCGUCCUCACCGCUGUGUCGGGUUUGUCUCCCUCUGAGGACACUUUACAUGGAGGAGGACACGAAGACACGACCGUCCACAUGGUCCUGUACGUCUACGGCUCCGUUACCAUGGCGAUCAGCAUCCUCGGGGCCUUCGGGGCUCAUCGGCUGAACCUGACGGCUCUGGUGGUGUGCCUGCUCUGCACCGUGACCACGGGUCUGCUCACGCUCAGAGACGGAAUCACCGCGGCAACGGCCCGACCACAGUUGCAGCGUAGGAUGGAGCUGAGCUGGCGCCUCCUCCUGCCUCUGGACGGAGCCUCAGACGACAGGAAGCAGCGAGUGGAGACGCUGCAGACGUCGCUGCGGUGCUGUGGCCUGUUUGGACAUGAGGACUGGGAGGACCACGUCCCCGACUCGUGUCUCUGCAGCCGCGGGGAGGACGAGUGUCAGGAGGUCGACUACAGAAACUUCCUGUCGAACCUCCUCUGGCAGAAGAAGUGGGUUCACAAGCAGUCCUGCUUCCCUCUCGUCCUCCGCGACGUUAAAACCAACUCAGACGUGACUUUGGCCGUGAGCUUCACGCUGAGUUUCCUGGCGCUGCUGGGGGCGCUGUUGUCGUCUCUGAUGAUCUACCAGACGUUUAACCGGCCGUUAGCGGUGUUUCCCGAGCAGCCGCCCUCCUACCAGCAGCUCUACAACCUCCCGGAGUAGGAGGACACGACGGUUCGCUAGUGAUUCUGUACUUAUUUAAGGUUUGUCCUCUGAGGAGGAGGCUUGUUGCUGCUACGUUCCUGCCACGACUGGACGCAUGCGUCCUAAAUAUCAUCAACACAGUUUAUCAGGGAGCUUCAUCACCGCAUCCUGAACCAUCAUCAUUCAUUCAUCACACAUCUGUAUUUACAGCUUCUAACAUCCUACCUGCACUUUAAACCACGUCUCAGUGCUGCCUUCAGCUGCUUCUGCCUGGAACAUGUUGAUCUGAGAUGAUCUAAACCCUGAGACUGAUUUAAACUUAACCGUCUGAUCAUGUUUCAGUGUUUACGUUGUUUCUCUGUGAGUAACGUUGUGUUGUGGAUGUACGGCUGCAUGACUCAGUGUAGCUUUUCCUGGUUAAUUAAAGGCUAAAUAAAGUAAAACCAUAUUUGGAAUUAAGCCUUUAAAUAUGAGCAGCCAGGUUAUUUAAGGGCUCUGGUUUAACUGAAAUAUAAAAGACUGGUCAUUGGGUGGAAACUCAACUAGAGAAGGCAACUUCAAAAAGACACAAAAAUGCCACUGGGAGGCGCUAGAAACUAAAAACCUACUAUAAAAUGUCCUUUGUGUUUCACCUUCAACACAGUGGAAAUGAAGAUGACAAAAGAAAAGUCCCAUUUUUAAAAUAUCGAGAUGAGACAUGACAUUAGAUCAUAGGGGGUCAACAGGGGGUCCCUGCCCCCUAGGGGUCCACAAAGGUACUGCAGGGGGAAAUCUUUGGUUGAUUAUAUAUUUACAUAUGUUUUUAUUUUUUAAUUUACACCCACAAACUUAAAGAGUGUCCUCAGGUGAAACGCUAUGUAUGUGUUUAUGUUUAUGGCAGGUGAAUAAACCACCUGUUACACAUGUUUGAAAUAAAAAUAAAAUGAAUAUCGGAA
Messenger RNA from Mugil cephalus (flathead mullet), 2164 nucleotides. Its product is annotated as 23 kDa integral membrane protein-like. Gene Ontology annotation, cellular component: membrane. NCBI's taxonomy places the organism in Eukaryota, Metazoa, Chordata, Actinopteri, Mugiliformes, Mugilidae. The transcript has 9 exons. The coding region runs from base 477 to 1247 and encodes 256 amino acids. The record is from RefSeq and is a predicted model, not a curated record.